Monopterus albus (swamp eel) is the source of this 1071-nucleotide messenger RNA. RefSeq names its product nuclear factor 7, brain-like. NCBI's taxonomy places the organism in Eukaryota, Metazoa, Chordata, Actinopteri, Synbranchiformes, Synbranchidae. Gene Ontology annotation, molecular function: zinc ion binding; protein binding. The record is from RefSeq and is a predicted model, not a curated record.
AUGCGGCACAGCUGUUUCCUGCUCCAGCUGAUGAGUGAUGAUGCUAUAAAACUGUCAGACAAACGCCACCCCAGUGCCAGUUUGUUCUGUAUUGGUUACGCAGUGGACAGAAGAGCUCUGCGUUCUUCCUCCUGCCUCCGCCGCCAUUCAGUCUUCCGAAAGUCACCUGCUGGGAGACAAAAAGCUGCACCAUCUGAGACAGAGGAGGAGAGAAAGGUGGAGGUGGUUUGUAGUCAACAUCAAGAAGAGCCCAGAUUGUUCUGUGAGGACGAGCAGAGAGCUGUGUGUCCUGUCUGUGAGUUUUCUCUCCACCACAGUCACAAGGUGGUUCCUGUAGAACAAGCAGUCAGUGAGCUGAAGGAGCAGCUGGAAUCUGACUUAAAGUCUCUACAGGACAAGAGGGACAAAUACAAACAAGUGGAGAAAACAUACAGUGAAAUGAUUCAACACUCCAAGAAGCAGCUGUUGUCCACAGAGAAGCAGAUCAGAGCAGAGUUCAACAAGCUCCACCAGCUCCUGAAAGAGGAAGAGGAGUCCAGACUGGCAGCUCUGAGGGAGGAAGAGGAGCAGAAGAGGAAGACGAUGAGCAAAGAGAUGAAGAAGAUUGAAGAGCAGAUCUCCUCUCUGUCAGACAGUAUCUGUGCUGUUGAAGAAGAGCUGCAGAAACACAAGGUGCCGUUCCUCAGCAGUUAUAAAGCCACUCAGAGCAGAGCCAGAGCCCAGUGCUCACUGUCAGAUCCACAGCUGGUCUCAGGAGCUGCAAACCCCUGGCUCCAUCUGUCUGAUGAUCUGACCAGUGUGAGACAUGAAGACACAUGUCAGCAGCUCCCUGACAACCCAGAGAGAAACACUUACUAUGGCUCUGUUCUGGGCUCUGAGGGUUUCAGCUCAGGGAAACACAGCUGGGAGGUGGAGGUGGGAGACCAUCCUCACUGGAAUGUGGGUUUGGCUAAAGAGUCAGUUGACAGGAAGGGAGAGUAUCCCGCUUCACCAAAAUAUGGAAUCUGGUGUUUAUGGCAUGGUGAUGGAAAAUACAUUGAUGUUGUUGAUCAGACUGUCAGAGUGAAGCAG